Meloidogyne enterolobii is the source of this 1030-nucleotide messenger RNA. The record is from the annotation of a GenBank genome assembly. NCBI's taxonomy places the organism in Eukaryota, Metazoa, Nematoda, Chromadorea, Rhabditida, Meloidogynidae.
UGAAAGAGGACGAAGAAAAACACUUCAACGAGAAUUACGUAGAGAACAAGAAGCUAAAGAUAGAUUUCAGUGUGAAAAUUUUCGACUUCAAUCAAUUAUUGGCUUACUAGUUCAACAACAACAACAACCAAACUCGGCCAAUUUAAAUACACAACUUGGUAUUGAACUGAAUAAUUUAGCAGCGAUCAUGCCUAAUAAUUUGUAUAAUUCUUGGACUGGAAAUACUCCCUCUUCGUCUUCUGCUGUUGCUGCUCCACCAAUCCAUCCACCACUACAACAACCACCCCCACAAUCUUUACUUCAACCACAAUCUUCAAAUCCUUGGACUCCUUGUCGGAAUGCUGCAGCAUUUGAUUUUAUUAAUUUUCAACAACAAUUACCUCCACAGUCUUUAUUUGGAAAUGUUGGGGGACCAGGAGAAUGUUUAGCAGCUCCAAUACUUUCCUCUUCUUCUUUAAUUUCACAACAACAAACAAAACAACAUCAAAAAAUUAAUCAACAAAAUAGUGAAGAUGAAAUUAAAAUUUUUAGAACUGGACAGCACAAUACUGACUCUUUUAGUGGGUCUUCUCGUUUAACAACCGGAGAUUUAACUGAAAUGGAACGUGAAAAGAAUGAUUUGUUAGUUAGUGAUGUUAGUUCUAAAGAAUUUUGUUCUUCACCCGAAGUUGAACGUGCAGGAGGAAAUACUACAACGACUUUACACGGACUUUCUUUUUCUGUUGAUGAUUGUCAAAAUCUUUUUAGUUUAAAUCGUAAAAGUGUUGGAGGAGGAGGAGGGAAAGAUAAUUCUUUCCCAAUUUUAUUUCCAGAUGUUGAAUUACCGUUGAGAGAUGAUGGUUACGCAACAAGCGAAACAAAUAUGUCAGCUUCGGGAAUAGCAAAUAGUGAAUGUACUACAAAUACAGUUAAUGAUGGAGGAGGAGAGGGAAGUAUUUCCUCAAGUAAUUUAUUAUUUGGAAAUUCUAAUAAUGUUUUUAAAACUCGACGACGUUCUAAAAGCACGGGACAGUUAACUACAACUUUUUAA